Molecule: messenger RNA, 1667 nt
Organism: Nelumbo nucifera (sacred lotus)
Lineage: Eukaryota; Viridiplantae; Streptophyta; Magnoliopsida; Proteales; Nelumbonaceae
Product: E3 ubiquitin-protein ligase RGLG3
Biological process (GO): protein ubiquitination
Cellular component (GO): nucleus
Molecular function (GO): ubiquitin-protein transferase activity
Source: RefSeq, a predicted model, not a curated record
CGGCUCCCGAAAGUAUUUAACUUUGCUGGAUGGCACAUAACCGGAAAGAUAGGCUCGGAGAAUAGCUAUUUCAUUUCUGCAAAUUGAAAUACGAGCAGGAUUAUUCUCGAAAUAAGUUAGUAUACCUAUAGAUAUGGGGAACAAAGAAUCAUCGGAUUACUCUUCACAUGAUGAAAUACCAUGGAGCCCAGUUUAUGCAGGGAGUUCAGAGGAUCCUUACUAUAGGAAUGCACCGCAGUCCUCAUACAAGGACCCUUACUGUGGGAAUGCACCACAAGCCUCAUAUAUUCCUGAUAAUUUUAGCUCUCUAGACCAGGUUAUUUCUGCAUUAAGAGAAGCUGGUCUUGAAUCAUCCAACUUAAUCCUUGGUAUUGACUUUACAAAGAGCAAUGAAUGGACAGGUAAGCAUUCAUUCAACAGGAAAAGUCUCCAUGCAAUCGGUGACACCCCCAACCCAUAUGAGCAAGCUAUAUCUAUAAUAGGGCGUACAUUGUCUUCAUUCGAUGACGACAAUUUGAUACCCUGUUUUGGAUUUGGUGAUGCAUCAACACAUGAUCAAUAUGUUUUUAGAUUCUUCUCUGAUCAUCAAUAUUGUAAUGGUUUCGAGGAGGCUCUUGCACGAUAUAGAGAGAUUGUUCCUCACCUAAGAUUGUCAGGACCAACCUCAUUUGCACCAAUCAUUGACGCAUCAAUAGAUAUUGUGGAAAGAAGUAAUUGGCAAUAUCAUGUCCUUGUCAUUAUUGCUGAUGGACAGGUUACGAGGAGUCCUGAUAUACCACCUGGAAGAUUUAGUCCACAAGAACAAGCAACUAUCAAUUCUAUUGUUGCUGCUAGCCACUAUCCUCUGUCAAUUAUUUUGGUUGGAGUUGGUGAUGGACCAUGGGAUGCAAUGCAACAAUUUGAUGAUAACAUUCCUCACAGGGCAUUUGAUAACUUCCAGUUUGUUAAUUUCACGAAGAUCAUGUCUGAGAACAAGGAUAUGUCAAAGAAAGAAACCGAUUUUGCACUUGCUGCACUCAUGGAAAUUCCAUUUCAGUACAGAGCCACACAACACCUAAAGAUUAUGGAAGGUGAGAAAUUAGGAAUGCCUGAUAAAAGACCCCUUCCUCCUCCACGGGAAGUGAUUGAUCAUGAUAAUGCAGCAAAAACAUACAGACACACAACAAGCUUCCAACCAGUUGAGGAGGCAACCCCCACAGAACAGGUUUGCCCUAUAUGCUUGACAAAUCCAAAGAACAUGGCGUUUGGAUGUGGUCAUCUGACUUGCAAGGAUUGUGGUGCAAGUUUGUCAUCAUGCCCCAUUUGUCGUCAGCCAAUAACAACACGCCUGAGAUUGUAUUCGUGAGAAGAUGACUUCCUCACCUGGCUGGGAAUUGUAUUUUCUGGUUGCAGAAAUGAAACAGAAGAACGAGUUCUAACAUUCUUUAUAAGUUCAUAUAUCAUUGAAAAUUUGAUAUUCUGUGUAAAUAAUCCCUAGUUUUGUUCACUUUCGGUGUCAAAUGUACUUGGCAAAUGAUCCUGGGUGUGACAGCAAGAUCAAGGGUAUCAUAUUUAUUUAUUACCCAAAAAAAGUGUAUCAUAUGUGUAUAAGUACCUGAAUUCAACAGGAUUUAUAACUCUGGAAUCUUUACAUCAAUGCCAUAAUGGUUAUAAUUUUUUUAUUUAAA